Messenger RNA from Myotis brandtii (Brandt's bat), 1160 nucleotides. It is a transcript of the gene POU5F1, whose product is annotated as POU class 5 homeobox 1. NCBI's taxonomy places the organism in Eukaryota, Metazoa, Chordata, Mammalia, Chiroptera, Vespertilionidae. The record is from RefSeq and is a predicted model, not a curated record. Gene Ontology annotation, molecular function: DNA-binding transcription factor activity, RNA polymerase II-specific; RNA polymerase II cis-regulatory region sequence-specific DNA binding. Gene Ontology annotation, biological process: regulation of transcription by RNA polymerase II.
AUGGCGGGACACCUGGCUUCCGACUUUGCCUUUUCGCCCCCACCAGGUGGUGGAGACGAUGGGCCAGGAGGGCCGGAGCCGGGCUGGGUUGACCCUCGGACCUGGCUGGGCUUCCAGGGCCCUCCUGGCGGGUCUGCCAUCGGGCCGGGGCUUGCGCCCGGGGCGGAGGUGUGGGGGAUUCCCCCGUGCCCCUCGCCGUAUGAGUUCUGCGGCGGGGUGGCCUACUGUGGGCCUCAGGCUGGAGUGGGGCUGGCACCCCAAGGCGGCCUGGAGGCCCCCCAGCUCGAGGGCGAGGCAGGAGCCGGGGUGGAGAGCAACUCUGAGGGGGCCUCCCCCGAGCCCUGCGCUGCCCUGCCUGGGGCCCUGAAGCUGGACCAGGAGAAGCUGGAGCCCAACCCCGAGGAGGAGGUGAGUGAGAACAUGAGAGCUCUGCAGAAAGACCUCGAGCAAUUCGCCAAGCUCCUGAAGCAGAAGAGGAUCACCCUGGGGUACACCCAGGCCGAUGUGGGGCUUACCCUCGGCGUUCUCUUUGGCAAGGUGUUCAGCCAAACGACCAUCUGCCGCUUUGAGGCCCUGCAGCUCAGUUUGAAGAACAUGUGUAAGCUGCGGCCCCUGCUGCAGAAGUGGGUGGAGGAAGCUGACAACAACGAGAACCUGCAGGAGAUAUGCAAAGCAGAGACCCUGCUGCAGGCCCGAAAGAGAAAGCGGACGAGUAUCGAGAACCGAGUGAAGGGCAACCUGGAGAACAUGUUCCUGCAGUGCCCGAAGCCCGCCCUGCAGCAGAUCAGCCGCAUCGCCCAGCAGCUCGGGCUGGCGAAGGACGUGGUCCGAGUGUGGUUCUGCAACCGUCGCCAGAAGGGCAAACUAUCAAGCAGUGACUAUUCUCAAAAGAGGAUUGAGGCUCCCAGGCCUCCUUUCUGGGGACCAGAAUAUUUUCCUGUGGCCCCAGGGCCCCACUUUGGCCCAGGCUAUGCGGGCCCUCACUUCACUACGCUGUACUCCACAGUCCAGUUCCCUGAGGGUGAGGCCUUUCCUGCUGUGCCCGUCACCACUCUGGGCUCUCCCAUGCAUUCAAACUGAGCUGCCUGCCUUCCCAGGACGGGGAGCAAGGGAAAGAACCCGAGAUUGUCCCAGGGCUUUGGGAUUAAGUUCCUUUCACU